AUGUUCCACAUCUUUCGGAAACAGCUGUCAGAUGACUACCACCCCGGACUCGAGGACAUGUCCACGUAUUACCGAAGGAUUCUGUCUGAUCUUGAAACCUCACGUCUGCAGGUGCCCUCCAAAUGGGGACUCUCAAAUUACAGCGAGGUUAUCAAGGCAUUUGACAGGGUUCGAUGGAGCUUUUUCACGGUUCGCCUGAGUCUGAACAUGAGUUUCACAGUUUCACAUGCCUCUGCUAUCCUGCCUUUCUGCUACAGAAAGGUCAUCAACGACAAAGGGGGCACAGCAACUGUUUGUCUUUAUGGCAUAGAGCAAGCUCUUGUGGAAGACCCCGCGUUGCGCAAAGCUUUGGAGCCCUCGAAGCAAGAGAGUUUUGAGAACGGAAUUUGCUACGAACUUGCGGUCAAGUCUUAUAUGCAGUCGAUGAAACCGAUAUAUGACAUUGAAAGCCAGGCGUUCCCGGGUAUUCGAGGUGUACAGGGUGUUGUCCAAUAUCUUGGAGAGUAUCAGAUACAGCACCCUACGAUAAACUGCCCCGACGCUCCAAGUCACCAUAUCAUGCUCGAGUAUGGCGAGUUGGACCUCGAUGAGUAUCUGGCAGAGACCUAUCCGCCCGUACUUAACGCAGAGAUCAGACAGUUCUGGGAAGAGCUGUUCAGUGUUGCCAGGACACUCGAGAGAAUACAGAACUUGGAAUAUGACAACAGGGAUGGGAAGCGCCAGCAUUACAGAGGGCAAGUCCUCGACCUUGUUGACAACUACAUGUUGUUACCAAAUCCGGAGAAGAGGCUCAUGAUGGGAGAGUUGUGUGAGCGACUGGAUGGGAUCAUAAUCUUAUCUGAGAAGGAGUACCAGCGCAACCUCGACAUGACGCUUUUGAGACAAAUUGGGCCAGAGACGCUCAACGCUCUGCAAGAACUUGACAACAAAGCUCCCGUGAAAGCUGUCACUGCUUACGAAGCCGGGGCUGGGGCCGGGGCCGAAAUGAACAUGAGUGGUAGAGGUCUUUCACCGGCAGAGGCGGCUGACGACAAACCCGAACGAUCUACUCGAGUCCGGAAGUCAGAGCGCUUCGACAAGAUAGUCUUCGCCAAAACGGCGAACAGAGUUCAGCACUCUCACUCGAUACCGGGGAUCUCGGAGGGCCCAGUCCAAUCAUCAGAGAGGACAGAGCCCAGAUUGGACUCUCCGGUUCCACGGGACAACCGCCGGCAACAGAAGAUCCCAGGCAUCCGCUUACACAGCAGCGAUUCGCCAAUUACCGAUGAUGCUCGUCUCCCGGAAUAG
This is a messenger RNA of Diaporthe citri, 1287 nucleotides long. RefSeq lists its product as uncharacterized. Lineage: Eukaryota; Fungi; Ascomycota; Sordariomycetes; Diaporthales; Diaporthaceae. The transcript has 3 exons. Bases 1 to 1287 code for a protein of 428 amino acids. The record is from RefSeq and is a predicted model, not a curated record.